GCCCUCACGACCGACAUGCGCCGACAUGCGCAAUAGCGAGACGCCGGAGCGCUGAGUGGGUGGCUUGCGAGUCUUCCGGUCUAGGAUCUUAUUCUGGGACUGAGGGCGCCGGACUGGCGCUUUUGGCCGGCUUGGCAUUGGGUAGGCGGCUUCUUGGGACCCAUAUGAGCCAAUGGCAUCAUCCCGGCAGUGGCUGGGGUCGGGGACGCGACUUUCUGGGACGCUCCUCGGCCAAGAAGAAGGGCGGAAACCACAUCCCCGAAAGAGACGGGGUUUUGCCAUGUUGCCUAGGAUUUUCUUGAGCUCCUGGUCUCAAGCAAUUCACCAGCCUCCCAAAAUUCUGGGACUACAGGCAUGAGCCACUGCACCUGGCCAAGAAAUCUUUUUGAUAGGUGGAAAGACUAUCUCCCAAUUGGCCAGCGGAUGCCUGGGACUCGUUUCAUAGCUUUCAAAGUUCCUUUGCAAAAGAGUUUUGAAAAGAAACUUGCUCCAGAAGAAUGUUUUUCCCCUUUGGAUCUUUUUAACAAAGUCCGAGAGCAAAAUGAAGAACUUGGACUGAUUAUUGAUUUAACAUAUACUCAACGCUAUUAUAAACCAGAGGAUUUGCCAGAAACUAUUCCUUACUUAAAAAUUUUUACGGUUGGGCAUCAAGUGCCUGAUGAUGAGACUAUUUUUAAAUUCAAACAUGCUGUUAAUGUGUUUUUGAAAGAAAAUAAAGAUAACGAUAAACUUAUAGGUGUCCACUGUACCCAUGGGUUAAACAGGACUGGCUACCUCAUUUGUAGAUAUUUGAUUGAUGUAGAAGGCAUGAGGCCAGAUGAUGCAAUUGAAUUAUUCAAUAGGUGCCGGGGACAUUGCUUAGAAAGAAAAAACUACAUUGAAGACCUUCAGAAUGGUCCUAUCAGAAAGAAUUGGAAUUCCAGUGUACCCAGCUCAAGUGGUUUUGAAGACUCAGCACAUUUCAUGCAACCAGCCUACCCCAUGAAUAAGCCUGUUAAACAAAGACCUAGGUGUAAUCUACAUCGGAUCCAGGGUCAUUCAACUCCUCGGCAUUUCCACGCCCAGACCCAAAAUUUGCAGCAAUCGGUCAGAAUGUUUUCACGGAAUCCAGAUGUUUACCAGAGAGUCCAUAUCCCUCCUCCUGGUCCCCCUGGAGAAGAUUAUUCACACAGGAGGUACACUUGGAAUGUGAAGCCAAAUGCCAGUCGAGCAGCUCAGGAGAGAAGGAGGUGGUGUCCUGACAAUUACUCCGGACUAUCCUAUCCAGCCUAUUGGGAAUGGACCCAGUGAUACAAACCUGUCCUGGAAUUCUACCUGGAGACCAGAGCUGGCCUGAAGAUUACUGGUGGGACUUUUAAUUAGAUCAGGUCUAAUGAGGUUUCUUUAUUGUUCCCUUAUGUGUUCAACUUUAUGGAAAAAUUAUAUUACUUUUUACCUCUUUGCUGAUAAAUCUGCAGUAAUUACAGCAUUGCAGGAAAAAAAAUCUGUUAUUCCAGUCUUAAAUUUUUCUAAAUGAAGAGAGUAUUUUAGAACUGAAGCAUUAAGAAUUUCCCUUGCAAAUUAUUUUUUUAAAAUUCUAUCUCAUUUUUCUAUGUAUUUCUUUCUGACUAGACUUGUGAUACGUGUUUAUGUUCAGAAAUUUUUAUUGUUUUUGUUAUAUUCUGUUGACCCAAAGGACAUCUUUAUUUUCUAUAACUGUUCAAAACUUCUAUUAAAAUCUACGUGGGAGAUAA
This is a messenger RNA of Callithrix jacchus (white-tufted-ear marmoset), 1733 nucleotides long. Its product is annotated as RNA/RNP complex-1-interacting phosphatase. Gene Ontology annotation, molecular function: polynucleotide 5'-phosphatase activity. Gene Ontology annotation, biological process: protein dephosphorylation. NCBI's taxonomy places the organism in Eukaryota, Metazoa, Chordata, Mammalia, Primates, Cebidae. The record is from RefSeq and is a predicted model, not a curated record.